AUGAUUGCACAAAUCUUGCUGUCGUUGAUUGCCAACUUCGCUGUUCUCGUGUUUGUCGUGAACUGUGGUGGAAAGAAGAAGGGCGGACCGGCGGGAAGCGCUAAAAGCGCGCCGGCCGGAGGAGCUGGAGCUGGAGACGCAGGUGGAUCGAAUGAAUCGAAGAAGACACCAUCGAAAAUGGACAAACCAGCGGCAGGUGGUGCAUCCGACAAGAAAGAUGGAGAUGACGGAAACUACGAGGAGCUCGCCGUACCAUCAUAG
Messenger RNA from Caenorhabditis remanei, 261 nucleotides. RefSeq lists its product as uncharacterized. Bases 1 to 261 code for a protein of 86 amino acids. The record is from RefSeq and is a predicted model, not a curated record. The transcript is spliced from 3 exons. NCBI's taxonomy places the organism in Eukaryota, Metazoa, Nematoda, Chromadorea, Rhabditida, Rhabditidae.